UCUUUCUUCAAUGUGGUAAAAGAACGACAUCUAAUGGGCGGAAUCCGCUACUACAACACGCCUCUACAGUUAAAGAAUCCAAGGGCGGAAUCUAUCCCAGUUUCCUUUUUCGACACUUUCUAACCCACUUUCAUCGCGUCAGGGCGGGGACAACUUACAAUGUAAAACUCUAAAAAGCAACUAUUAGCGCUUUAAAGGCUUAUUCAUCCACCGACUUCGACGGACAAAACUUUGUUACUCCUCCUCUCUAAACAGUGUAAACAAAACUUCGCUCUUGCUCUAACAUCGUCCAGUUUGAUGUGAAAACCUCUUUUUGUCCCUCAAAUCCCUGAUCCCCGGUCAGUCGACUCCUGUAGGAUAAGCAAUACGAUCUGCUCCUAACUCCAUUUUCUAUUUUUGUGCUUCCUUGUGCUGCCAAGCUCCUGACGUAAUGCUCCAUGUUAAUUAUUAGCAUGUGGGAAGCGAUGCCGAGACUCUCCUCUGCUGCUGCUUCAACAAGAGCUGACUGACUGCGGGGAGAAAAACCUCGUCAAGAUGGCCAAACACACUGACCCAGAGUGAAGGGGCACCGCUCCGCCGUCCCGUCCAGUCCUGUCCUGUCCUGUCCUGCGACCAGCACCCAUGCAACUGUGCCCUUAGAUGUAAGAUCUUCUCUGAGGAAAAUGCUAUUAAGAAUGAAGCUGGACAGACUCCAUAUGCAGGAGCAAAGCUGAGGAACACUCAGUAAGCCCAUAGUGACCAGACAGUUGGAGAGCUCUACCAUCUCACAAGCUUCAAACAGGGAUUCCCUGCCAUCAUGCCAAAGAACCAAGAAUGAAUAUGCUACACGUUGGUGCCCAAUAACAAUUAACAUCUCAAAGGCGUAUUCUUUGUCAAACCGCAAAAUAAAGAGGCAAGCAAGUGCAUUUUUGGAAGCAUCUGCAAGGUGAGUCUCCAUUUAGCUGCAGAGUACAGUCAUCGCUGAGGAAGGCGUCCAAAGGGUCUUAGUCAUCUCUCCCUCUUGCUACAAACCGAAUUCCAAGUCCUGGUGCCUGCCCACCAGAUCAUGAUGUUUCGUGACCAGGUGGGAGUCCUCGCCGGCUGGUUUAAGGGGUGGAAUGAGUGCGAACAGACGGUGGCAUUACUGUCGCUCCUCAAGCGGGUCAGUCGGACCCAAGCGCGCUUUCUGCAGCUCUGUUUGGAGCAUUCCUUGGCAGACUGCACUGAUUUGCAUGUUCUGGAAAGGGAGGCCAAUAAUCCAGUGGUAAUCAGUCAGUGGCAGAGUGAGCCAAAAGAGCGGGUCAUCUCUCUGGUUCUCACCCAUUUGCCUCUCCUUAAACCGGGCAAUGCAGAGGCCAAGGUGGAGUACAUGAGUCUUCUGCCUAAGAUCUUGGGGCACACUAUCGAACAUGGCCGCCACCUGGAGGAAAGCAGGCAGCUUCUCUCCUACGCCCUCAUCCACCCCGCAACCUCCCUCGAAGACCGGGCAAACCUUGCCCUGUGGCUUAACCACCUUGAGGAACGGGCGGCUGCCCGAGGAGCUGGAGACUCCCUGGAGCGAGCACCCUCAUCUCACCAUGGGCAACCUCUGCAUCUUUACCCCCAUCAUCAACGCUACGGCUCAGAUGACCGCCUCAACGGCUGGCAGAGCUCAAGGGACUCUGGACUUGGAAGUUGGCAGCAGCAGCAACAGGGCUGCGAAAACGGGCACCUCUCACUGUACCCAUCAUCUUCUGUGCCCUCUACGAUUAACGCUGUGGGUACAAGCAGUGGGACCAACACAAUUCUACCGGGUGGGCAGCACAGUCCUCUGAGGCGUUCGGUGUCUCUGACCCCUCCGAUGAGUGGCGGAUCUAACCAGCCUCUGGGGCACGGCUGGCUGUCUCAGGAGGACCUUCGUCCCCGCGGGCCGGCCCCUGACCACGCCCCUCUCUCUCCUCAGAGCAGCGUGGCGUCCUCGGGCAGCGGAGGCAGCGAGCACCUGGAGGAGCACGCCGCUGUCCGUAGUACAUUCCAUGAGGAGGGCAGCGGAAUGAGAGAUGUGCCAGGGUGGCUGAAGAGUCUUCGUCUCCACAAGUACGCUGCACUCUUCUCCACUAUGACCUACGACGAAAUGAUGUCACUGACAGAGCAGCAGUUGGAAGCACAGCAAGUCACCAAAGGGGCACGGCACAAGAUCAUCAUCAGUAUACAGAAGUUGAAAGACAGGCAGAACAUGCUGCGCUGUUUAGAGAAGGACAUACUGGAAGGAGGGAAUCUACGAGCCCCUUUACAGGAGCUCCACCAAUUAAUCCAGACCCCCAUUAAGGCGUGUAGCACAGAGGAGUCGUCACAGCGUCACCUGCUGAGUGCAGAGGGGAAGAGCAGCAUCGCCAGCUCCCACCUGGGUGGAGGAGAGACAGAAGGCAGCUCCACGGUCAUAGCCGAGGGAGACAUCCCUGCUCAGUUCACUCGUGUCAUGGGCAAAGUUUGCACACAGCUCCUCGUCUCCGGGUCAGAUGAGGAGAACAUUAGUUCCUAUCUACAGCUUAUUGAUAAAUCCCUAAUCCAUGAGGCCUUCACAGAGACACAGAAGAAGAGGUUAUUGUCAUGGAAACAGCAGGUGCAGGUGCAGUUCCGGUCAAUUUCGCGUAAAACUCUCCUGGACUUAACAGGUCCCAGACGAAGUAGCCGUUACGGCCAAUCCAACUCCCUUCCUACCACGGGCUGCCUGGGCAGCGGCGUGCCCACUCGGAGGAACCUGCGGCAGUAUCAGAUGCGGAGUUUGCCUGGUGCAAGACUCAGCCUUUUGGGUACCACUGGCCUGUUCGGACCAACCCCCAGCAGCAGCAGCAGCACCCCUACUGGCCUGAAACAGGGGCGACAGGGUUUGUGGUUUGCCAACCCAGGGGGCAGUAACAGCAUGCCUAGCCGCACCCACAGCUCAGUUCAGAGGACUCGAUCGCUGCCCGUCCACACCAACCCACACACCAUGGCCAUGUUCCAGCAAACAGAUUUACAGGUGCCUGUGACUGAGCCAGACAUCAAUAACCGUUUGGAGUCCCUAUGUCUCAGCAUGACCGAACAUGCUCUUGGAGAUGGUGUUGACCGAACUUCAACUAUAUAAAAGAAGAGGGUGCACAGGGAGACGGUAUACCCGGCUGCAGAGGAAAAGGUCAUCGCGAGGUCACAAGCCCCUCUGUCUUGGGGUGUGGUUUACACAGUGCCAAUCACCAUAUUCGGAAAGGCUUCACACAAGCAAGUUCUGUCACCUUGACCACUUCAGCACGUUAACAUUUGAUUUUGAGAGAAUCACAUCUUCAACACAAAAAGUGGGAUAUUUCAAACCUGCAGUUCCUCAGAAGAACGCCACAAAGGGUCUGUGCAUCGACAGGCCAUUAAGAGGGGUCCGUCAGACAGUAGCGGCACUUCCUGAGAGGUGGCUGUCUAGGACGUCAUGUCAUAACAUAUCAGCAACCAGCACACGAAACCAGCUAACAGACAUGUUGUUACAGAUAAGAUGUUUUCUGUUCAUUGCUCAGAGGUUUAAUGAAGUACCUCUGUGCAGAGGCUAAAAAUAUUACGUAAUAGUAUGUUGUUUACAUUUAAUACUGCCAAGGAUUUUUUCAGGUGUGAGUCUUGUCGAAAUCCGAGGACAGUGUACAGCUUUAGGAUCCUAAACGCCGUCAUAGUUUACAAAAGUGUUUUUGCUGUUUUAUUUUCAUAGUUUCAUUUUGUGCCAGCAGGAAAGCUGUUGCAAAACACUUAAGAGACAGAGGUAGAGCUACGGAUGGUACUCCAAAGAAAGAUAGAGAGGGAAUGUGAGAGAGAGAGCAGAGAAGAGAUGUGAUUGGAAGGGGAAAACAGGAAGUGAUGUAGUCGGUGGAGAUGUGAAGGGAGCGAGGAAUGUCGUAGAUGGAUUCUGACAUGAGGAGCAGGGGUCGAGGGAAAUCAGGAGGUCACAGUUUGUCUCUAGUUUCAGCAGAUAUGAGCAGACAAGGUUUUUUUUUACAUUUGGGAGAAAUGCCAGCAAAUGCAAGUAGAUGUGUGUAGGUUGAAGAGCAGCAGGGAAACUUGUAGGUCAGAGAUACGCAGGUUCAGACGGAAUAUGCAAACCUUUUUUCAUUUUCAAUGCUGAUUUUGGAGGGAAAUCUGCAGUGAAGUUAACCCUUCCGUUUUGGAGAAAAUUCCAAACAGCUGUUUUGUUCGGGUCAAAAAAGACCCGGUAGAGAACAGUAGAUACACAGCACCUUCCAUUUUGUUAUGAGCAUUAACAUAUCCAAAGGCUUGUUUUACACACUUAACACAAGCUUUUGAAAAUAGCAUUUCAUCUGGAAAGAGCACCACCUACUGAAUAUAUCAGUAGUGGUACAAUUCUUUUACAGUAGAUAUACUGUACAGUUCAUUUUGAGAAAAACAAGAUGAAAAUUAGAAUACUUUCAAACUGUAUAUGUUUGAAACAAAGAUUCUAAAUUUGAAAAAAUUGCCAUAGACUUCCAGAAGGAAUCUUUUAUACACAUACUUCGGGAUCAGGAUGUCAUAAUAACUUUGGGGUGGUCUCUUUUGACUUGGGCCAGUAAGCAACCAUCUUGCAACCAUUUAGUAAUGCUCAAGCAACCACCUUGCAAUGCCCUUGUUAUCACCCAAAACAUUGUGACAUUGCAUAAAUAUAAAGAAUUAUCAUUAAAAUAAUAAUAAUAAUAAUAAUAAACUGAUAUCAUGUAACCAACAAACAUUGUUUUUCAAUGUUUUUAACUGUUAAACAGGUCAAAAGUGACACAAACAUAACAGGAGGGCUAGAUAUGGUAAAAAUAAAAAGUACAUUUAUGCAUUUGCCAAUCAUUUUUAUCCAAAGUGACUUGCACUAUAUUCAAUUAGGCCUAUACAUUUUAUAAGUAUGUGUGUCCCCUGGCAAUCAAACCCCAAACCUUAGCGUCAUCUAAUUGGCCAAAAUAUUUCAAAAACCAACAUGCAAGGGUUGGGGUGCCUGUAGAACUUUGUGAAUGAACAGCGUUCAAAUUCAGUGGAAAUGUUGUAGACACAGAUUUCGUGUGGGCCUUUACUGUUGAAUUUUUAUGCUAUCUGUAAAUGCAUAGCAGUUAGAGGGUUUGCCGAUAUUUUGUUUAAUCGAUUUUGGCAAUGUUGUAGAUUUCGUAUGGAAGUUUUCAACAGGUCUCUGUGUAGUACAUUAAAAUAUUUGGGAUAUCUCAACACUUGUGGUACACUAUGUCAGCGGGACGUAGAUUGUCAAAUAUUUCUGUCGUACCAAAAUAUCCUUAAUAAACAGAGAUGAAAUUCACUGUAACAGAUUUGCAACACUAAUACACAAGUUAUUAGUGCAGUGCGCCACCUGGCGGUGAAACUCUGCACAAUGCAGUGGCACGUCGUCUUAGAAAGUUACCAAUAAAUGAGACUAGAUUCUUUCAUUUUUUUUUUUUUUUUCAGUAUUGUCUUAAUAUCAGCCAUUAUUAGUUAAUCGUGCCAGGUAUAAAACUAGUUUGUUUACACUUUAGGCAGACAAUAUUGGACUCUUACAAGUGAAGAUCUGAUUUUCUGCAUGGAAAGGGUCUGAUUUUAAAUCUAAAAGGGUUUUUGCUAUAACUGUUUUAAUCUGGGACAUUAAAGUCCUUUUAUGAGGGUGUUAAGUGAUUGGUAAUAUAUCUUAUUAUUUAGAUUUUUCCUGUAAAACUUCGCUUUUCCUGCCCUUGGUGCUGUGAAUCUUUGCUAAAAACCAUCAAAAGUGAAUUUGCAAUAGCGUGCAAUAGACUUUCAUCAGCUGUGUGGUGUGAUGCGUAACUUGGGCGGAGGGGGAGCAUAACUGGGCGUCUUAGAAACAGGAACUGGACUGGCAACCUGGAACUGUGCACACUGUGCAACUUUUUCAAGGAAAGCUAUUGACAUAGUGAGCCCACGCCUCCGUUACCCCACAAAUCCCUCAAAAGAUACACUACACCACCACGCAGGAGGACUGUAAAACAUAGUUCUCGGAUGGAGGGAUACGCCAGCACACCAACCCACACCUCAAGUUUUUGUACGUUUGGCUGAUCCAAAGAAACCAUGAUUUAACUGACAGAAUUGUUGUACUCCUGUGCGCAGAGUAUAGAGGCACUUUGACAUCCAUUGAGUGGUGUUUUAUUUUAAGAUGAAAUUCAGGUGUUGAGGCAAGGAAAACAUACUCACUUACACUUACACGUUAAAAGCUGCCUUAAAGAAUGUCGCUGUCUCAUGCAUGCCACCCAAUGACACUGUUUUAAGUGCUAUGUUGACUAUGCAGUGUGUCAGUUAUGAUUGGUGCCUCCAAACUAGUGCAUGAAAUGCCUUAACAGAAUGGUAGCAGGCGUUGCAUUACAAAGCAUGUUAGAAAACGGUUUGGCAUAGCUCUAAAACCAUUGUGUGGCGUCUUGUGUUUUUGUACACUUGCAUCUCGUUUAGAGAUGCAUUUGUUUAUGUGUAUGAAAAGCCAAUCAUCACUGCCAUUUGAAUGAAAAAAAAAAAAAAAAAAUUGCAGAUUCAAAUGAUUAUUUAUUCUUUUUUCUAUUAUUGAUGUAGAGGUUAUUGUAUUCAUUUAGAUGUAUUAUUUAAGAUACAUGGGUAUUAACUUUGCUAUGGCUGGUAACCAUAAGUACAUCUCAAAUAACAACCUAGUUAUUUUUUUGACAUGUUUUUCCUAGUUUGCUUU
Molecule: messenger RNA, 6637 nt
Organism: Myxocyprinus asiaticus (Chinese sucker)
Lineage: Eukaryota; Metazoa; Chordata; Actinopteri; Cypriniformes; Catostomidae
Gene: samd4a
Product: sterile alpha motif domain containing 4A
Biological process (GO): negative regulation of translation; regulation of mRNA stability; nuclear-transcribed mRNA poly(A) tail shortening
Cellular component (GO): P-body
Molecular function (GO): protein binding; mRNA binding; translation repressor activity
Source: RefSeq, a predicted model, not a curated record